Molecule: messenger RNA, 471 nt
Organism: Salvia miltiorrhiza (redroot sage)
Lineage: Eukaryota; Viridiplantae; Streptophyta; Magnoliopsida; Lamiales; Lamiaceae
Exons: 2
Coding region: 1-471 (156 amino acids)
Source: RefSeq, a predicted model, not a curated record
AUGCAGAAGGAGUUGUUCUUGCGCAUCGUCGAGGCUGUUCAAGGUGAAGAUACUUAUUUUCAGAUGAGUCAUGAUGCACGAGGUCGGAACUCUCUCACGCCUUUGCAGAAAUACACGGCGGCUAUCCGCCAAUUAGCCACCGGCGUCAGUGAGGAUACUUUCGACGAGUAUCUCAAGGUCGCCGACACGACAGGGCGUCUAUGCCUCAAGAGAUUAUGCAAGACAGUCAUUCGGGCUUUCAAAGCCGAGUAUCUUCGACGUCCUACGCAGGCGGACAUCCAACGCCUUCUUCAGAUGCACAAGGAGCGACACGGAUUUUUUGGGAUGCUUGGGAGUCUUGAUUGUGAAAGAGCUGUCCAUUGGAGAGAUGACGACGCAGGACAUGGGGCGUCUAGCAGUGACUCGUCCGAGAGUGCUCGAGCAACACUGAUUUGCUUCAAGGAAUACGUGCAAAGAGAUGCAAUUUUUUGA